AUGGCCGCCUGCAACGUGGAGAGCUCCCUCAAGGCGCUGCGGGACGCUGCCUCCGAUAGGGACGAGGCUGUGCGCCGGCAGAUCGUGCUGUCCCUCCGGGAGCUGGGGGCGCACCACACCGACCUGCUGCUCACCUCCUGCCUGAAUUACCUGAGCAAGCACGGCCAGCUGGAGGAGCAGCACCGGGCCGUCAUCCUGGGGGCCAUGCGGCUGGUGGUGGAGGACGCCGGCAGUCAGGUCAGUGAGCUGACGGCCAAGCAGCUGGUGGCCGCGGCCGCCCGGGAGCUGGUGCGGCCCGACGAAGCCCUGAGCGAGGCUUCCAAGGAGGCCUAUGGCGACCUCCUGGUGGCUCUGGGAGGCAGCUACACUGAGGAAGUCCUGGACAAGACGCUGAGGAGCAUCAAGGCCGAUAGGCUGCCGGACCCCUCCCUGGUGCGGACGGUGGCGCGCCUGGCCCUGGCCAGCGGGGGCAGCAUGGCGCCGUACCUGUCCGCCAUCUUUGAGGCCCUCGUCCCCAUGCUGAGCCAGGCCAAGACGGACAGGAUGAGGGUUGCCCUGGCGACCGCCCUGGGCCUGCUCAGCCGCAGCGUUCUCCAGCACCAGGAGGCUCAGGCCCAGAAGAAGUGGGCCUUCCGCCGCGAGAUCCACGCAGCCUACGACACGCUGUUCAACGCCUGGCUCCCGCUGAAGGAGCCCAGGCUGCGGCUGGAGGUGCUGACCGCCCUGGGGGAGGUGGUGCAGGUGCUGGGCGGUGACAAGCUGCGGGAGGAGCUGCCCCGUCUGCUGCCCGCUGUGGUCUCACUCUACAGGAAGCAGCAGGAGCCGUUCCACGUCAGCCACCUCCUGCGCCAGGCCCUGGAGGUGGCGCACGGCACCGACCCGCGCGGCCUGGAGGCCCAGGUGGAGGGCCUGCUGCACCCGCUCCACCACCAGGCCUGCCAGCCCGCCGACCCCGAGAGCGACCUGGCCCCCGGCAACCGGGAGGAGCUGCUGGCCUGCUUCUCGGUGGCGACCCGGGCCUCACCGGACGCGGUGCUGAAGUUCCUGGUCCACAAGCUGGCCAACAGCGAGCGCAGCCGCCUGGGCACCCUGGCCGUCCUCCGGCACCUGGUGGUCACCGAGCCCCGGUCGCUGGAGGGCAGGAAGGCCUCCGUGCUGGCCGGCAUCAGGGCGCCCCUUCAGGACCCCGCCGGCCGCGUCAAGAGGGCGCUCCUGGACCUGAUCGAAGCCCUGGCGGAGCGCGGCUACCUGGAGCUGGAGGGAGGGGCCGCAGCGGUGGACUUUGUGGUGUGCCAGUGCGGGCUGGCCGAGGCGCGGGCCCCCGCCAAGGCCAGGGAGGCGAGCGACGGCGAGCUGAAGGAGACGGCGGAGGGCCUGCUGCACCGGAUGGCGGGCCUGGAGAGGCUGACCCCCAUGCUCUGGCCCUCGCUGCUGGAGUACGUGACGCCGGCCCAGCACACGCACGCCCUGCCUGCCGUCUGCCGCGCCCUGCAGCUCGCCGUCUCCGGCCGGCGGCGCCCGGGCCUGCAGCUCUUCGAGCUCAACUACGACAAGCGGCCUAGCCUGCCUUCCCCUCAGGCCCUGGUGGCGCGCCUCCUGGUGGCCGCCUCCCUGCCCUACGAGGGGCAGCAACGGGGGGAGGCCGCCCUGGGCCUGCUGCUGGCGCUGGGCCCCACCAUCCACCCGGCUCUGGAGGGGCUGUGGGCGGCCGAGCUGCCCACCCUGCUGAGGUACCUGGCCGAGCACACCGAGGAGACGGUGGCCCAGCAGCAGUGGGAGAAGAACCUGCUCCUCCUGCUCUUCCGGACGGCGGAGACGGUGGGCAACGCCCAGUGGACUGGCCGCCUGGCCGAGGAGAUGACCAACCAGAUCAACGCCUGGCAGGGCGCCCCAUUGGCGUACGCCCACGUCUCCCGGGAGAAGCAGUUCCUCUACAAGUGCCUGGGCAUCAUGCUGCAGCACACCCAGAGUGCCGAGACUAUCCACCAGCAACUCCAGGAGAUGCUGCUGAGCGCCCAGCACGGGGAGGCCCUGGAGCGCGAGGGGCUGGCCAUCGGCGUCGGCUUCUGCGCCAUGACCCACUUCGAGGCCACGCUGGCCAGGCUGGAGGAGUUCGUCCGGCUGGACGCCCUGAGGAAGACGGUCAGCUUCUUCAGCAGCCUGGUGGAGAAGGUGGACGGCGACCUGGAGCGGAUGAAGAGCACGCUGAUCCUGUGCUACGGCUACGUGGCGCUGUACGCCCCCGAGGAGCUGCUGAUGCCGCGGCUGGAGGCCGGCAUCCUGCAGCACGUCGUGGGCCUGGCCAGCACCAAGGUGCUGGGCAUCAAGGUGGAGACCAAGGACCCUACGGUCAAGCUGAGCCUGAUCAAGGCCGUCACCCUGGUGGCCAAGGCCGUGCACGCCAACAGGUGGCGGCACUCCUACCCCUUCACCCGCAAGGCCGAGUUGCUGGCCACCAUGCAGGGCCUGAUCAAGGCUGAGGCCAGGGCCCAGCUCAAGACGCCUGUCUGCCAGUUGGCAAUGACCGCCUGUGCCUGCCUCAUCCGACUGGAGCCCCUGGUGAACAGGGCCUAUGUGACUGAGCUCAUCAAGACCUGCUUGGAUAGCGUGCUGGGCCUGCAGCCGCCAGAGAAGGCCGGGGAGGACGGCAGGGAGGCGUGGGAGCGCGAGGAGCUCUACCGCGAGACGGCGGCGGCCCUGCAGGGCCUGCUGAACGAGAUCCUGAUGCACGUGCUCUCCCCCGACGGGCUGCAGGCCGUCUUCAGGCACGUGGAGGGCUGGGUCAUCUCCACCCGGGACCACGAGCGGGAGCGGGCGCUGGACAUCACCGCCCAGCUGGCCACCCUCUACCUGGAGAAGAUGGCGCUGCGGGGGGAGGUGGAGUUCAGCCACCUGGGCACCAUGGUGGGCCGCCUGGUGCCCCGCUGCACCGACCCGGUGCCCAGGGUGCGGCGCCUGGCCGUGGGCAGCAUCUACACCCUCUUCCGCGUCCACCUGCGGUACGCCGGGCUGCCGGAGGGCGAGGCCGAUGAGCUGGUGGAGCACCUGAAGGCCGUUGGCGCCCGGCUGGAGCAGGCGGAGAGCCAGGCGCUGCUGCGGGGCUGCUCGGAGCUGGCCAAGGUCAUUGCCAGGCGGCUGCCCCAGGAGCAGGUCAGCACCCUGCUCUUCGUGCUCUUUGAAGGCCUGGACGACCCGCACGUGGCCUGUUCCAGCGCCGCCUCCAUCGUCAUGAACACAGUGGUGCGGUCGUGCGGCGCGGUGCUGGAGGGCCACGUCUCCGAGAUCCUGAAGGCCCUGUACAUCCGGCUGCAGUGGAUCGCCGGCGAGCAGGUCAAGCUCUCCAUGGUGCACUUCAUCUGCGUGCUGGCCUCCCAGAACACGGCCGAGGUGGUCUCCUGCCUCCUCUGCACCCCGCUGCCCUUCGAUGGGUACACCUGCGAGAUCUGGCGGGCGCUGGCUGGCGAGGCCACCCUGGCCUCCCGCUGCAUGGAGCUGCUGCUGGAGGCGCUGGGCAAGCACCUGGCGCCCAGCGAGCGGCCGGGGGGCUCCCUGGUGCACAAGAGCGGAGCCGUCUGCUCGGCGCUGGAGCCGCUGGCCAUCGUCUGCGCCCUGGGCGAGAUGCUCUCCAACCCGGAGUCGGUGGGCGCGGUCAGGGGUCUCUACCCCCAGCUCGUCGCCACCCUCCUGCUCCACCUCAGCUCCAGCGUCGGGGUCGAGUUCCCCCAGGAGCUCUUCCACGCCGGGGACCCCAGGCACUGGAAGGUCUCGCCGUCGCGCUCCAAGCAGAGCACCGUGGACGUCUGCGGCUACUCGGUGGAGACGCUGAAGGCGGCGCUGACGGUGGGCCGCACCGAGGCCGUGGUGACGGACAUGGAGGAGUCCGGCGCCUGGGCCCUGCUCCAGAGCUCGGAGGGCCACCACCAGGGGGUGGCGCUGCUGGCCCGGGCGGUGGCCCACCACGUCAGGCCCCAGCUGGCUGCCAUCGCCCACCGGCUCUCCGCCGCCCUGCCCGCUGCCCCCAAGCCGCAGCGGGUCACUCUGGCGGCCUUCCUGGGCCAGCUGCUGAGUGAGCCUGUGGCCUCCGAGCUGCAGCUCACCGACGUGCUGCUGGCCGGCCUGCUGGGCUGCGCCGACGACGCGGUGCCCAUCGUGCGCCUGCUCUGCUUCCGGGCCCUGGGCCGGGCGGUGGCGGCGACGGAGGGGGAGCUGGGCAAGGUGGGGCUCUACGCCGACCGGCUGGCCCGCGCCAUGAUCGCCGGGGUCAGCGGGGGCGAGGACCCCCGCGACCUGGUCAAGGUGGAGGCCCUGGGCAGCCUCUCGGGCCUGCUGGCGCUGCUGGACGAGGGCCAGGCCCGGGGCCUGCUGGCCGACGUCAUCCUGGCCGCCCAGCCUCUCUUCGAGCACGGCAGCGAGCAGGUGCGCGGCGGCGCCUUCCGGCUCUUCGGCAGCCUGGCCCGCUUCGGCGAGGGGGAGCUGCGGCAUCUCUACGUGGAGCAGGCCCACGCCAGCUUGGUCAGCCUCAUCCUGCACCUGAACGACAGCAGCGGGGAGGUGGUGCAGGCCUGCAAGGCCGCCGUCCGCUCGGCCGGGCCUCUGCUGGGCUCCGACAGCCUGUGCUCGCUCUUCCAGCGCGAGCUGGCCGACGGCGGGGAGCUGGACUACUGGGCCUUCCUGGGCUCCCUGGCCAAGGCCGUGGCUGAGGACUUCCCGGCCAAGGUCAGCAUCUACCUGGCAGUGGGCGCCACCUUCUUCAAGAGCCUGCUGCCCGAGGUCCGGGGCAACGCUGUGGCCUUUGCCGCCAGCCUGCUUCAGAGGCUGCCCAGGAAGUACCACCAGGCCGCCGCCAACAGCAACAUCUGCGGGGACAUCGCGGCCAUGCUGCAAGACCCCGUGUCCAGCGUCCGGGUCAAGGCGGCCAGAGCCCUCAGCCUCCUCCACUAG
Messenger RNA from Hemiscyllium ocellatum (epaulette shark), 4941 nucleotides. Its product is annotated as maestro heat-like repeat-containing protein family member 1. Gene Ontology annotation, cellular component: cytoplasm. The record is from RefSeq and is a predicted model, not a curated record. Lineage: Eukaryota; Metazoa; Chordata; Chondrichthyes; Orectolobiformes; Hemiscylliidae. The transcript has a single exon. The coding region runs from base 1 to 4941 and encodes 1646 amino acids.